Molecule: messenger RNA, 9936 nt
Organism: Electrophorus electricus (electric eel)
Lineage: Eukaryota; Metazoa; Chordata; Actinopteri; Gymnotiformes; Gymnotidae
Gene: cspg4
Product: chondroitin sulfate proteoglycan 4
Biological process (GO): anatomical structure morphogenesis
Source: RefSeq, a predicted model, not a curated record
UGAAUGGAAAGCUAGACGCGGAGACGCUUAGACGCACCAGCAACAUGAGAAAGCUGCGCUUCUUCCUGUGUGCUGCUCUGGCCCUGCUCUACACGUCCCAGGGAAGCGACGGAGUUUCAUACUUUGGGGACAGUUACUGUCGGAUAGAUGCGGUGCAGGACCUGUUUAGUUUUCAUCUGUCGCUCCAGUUUAAGACAAGCAGACGCAGUGGGCUUCUCCUCCUAGCUGCUGGGAACACAGACUACCUGUCCCUGGAGUUGUCCAAUGGCAGGUUACAGGCGAGGAUGAAUAUUGGAUCCAGAGAGGUGGUGCUGUACUCCUCUAUGGGUGUGCAGCUGAAUAAUCUGCUGGAUCACCAUGUAUCUCUUGUACUAAAAGAAAACAAACUCAGUAUGACUGUGGACAACAUUUUCACAACCUUUGUGGGAGUAGAAGGAGAUGAGGAGGACCUCAGCAUUGACGUGGGUGUAUUCCUUGGUGGAGUGGGAGACCUGGAAGUUGAUUAUCUCAGUACUGCUGUGCCCUUCCUCAGAGGCUGCAUAAGCAAUGUAAAGUUUGAGUCCCAACAGUUUGAUAUUUUGUCUUCAGAAGCAACUGUCUGCCAUGAUACUAAGGAUAUCUGCAGUAGUGAAUUUGAGGCUGGAGAUGGGGAGGCCACCAGUUUUUUGAGUCCUGACUCCUUUAUGUCUUUCCCAACCUGGACCAGAGCCAACACUGGCUCUCGCAGCAUGGAAAUGCUGAUGAAAACUACCAUAGAAGAUUCUCUGCUUCUCUUCCACCCAGGUUAUCAAUCCGAUUUCCUUGCCCUGGGAAUGAUGAGUGGUUACUUAAAAGGUGUUGUAGACGUGGGUAUUGGUAUGGUGGUUCUGAACAACCUGAAUGUGAGGUUAGAUGAUGACCAGUGGCACAGGAUAAGAAUUCAUAUCGAACCCACCACUUUUGAAAUUACAGUGGAUAGUGAAUCUGCCUCAGUCCCUCUAAAUGGCUCAGAAAAACUGGAUCUUGUCGGAAAUCUAUACUUAGGAGGCAUUCAGGGAAAAAUGAAGGAUGUAUUCCAUGACAAUUACCUGAUUCGCAUGCAGGAGGAGAUCACUUCUGAGUCAUUCAUUGGUUGUUUAGGAGAAAUCAAGGUUAACCAGAAAGAAAGAAGCCUACAGGAUGCAUUAAUAACUAAAGAUGUUCAUGUUAAAUGUGAGGGAGAGGACUAUGAUUAUUCCACCUAUUAUGAUGUGGAGAUGACUACAACUACAUCCCCAGUACGGAUCAUACAUGACGAUAUGAGACCUGAUGAAAGACACUGUUUGCCAACUGAAGACAUGCCAGAUAUCUAUAAAAAUGUCUCCAAGCUCUUGGAUGUCAAUGCUCUGCUUGUUCCUGAGGGUGGAGAAGCUUUUAUUGAUAUAAUCAACCUCAACCCAGCACUCAAUCUAAAUGCUGCAGGGAUCCGACAGUCUCAGAUCAUCUUCACCCUCCAGAGUGAUCCUUGGUAUGGGCUUGUAGACAUGAACAUUAACACUAGACGCAGUAAGAAGUUCACCCUCCUAGAUGUGGUGAAUAAGAAGAUUAAGUAUCUUCAUGAUGGCAAUGAAAAAUACAGUGAUCAGAUCCAGCUAGAGGUGGUUGCACAUGGUUCCAAUCUUCCUGAAUGUUUGAAGAGUCCCCACCAGUAUGUUCUUCCAGUGGAAAUUCUUCCUGUCAAUGACAUUCCCCAGCUUAGCGGUGGAGAAAUUUCAGUCACAGCAUAUGGUCGCACUCGCUUAAACCCCAACCUGAUUAAAAUAGUUGAUUCAGACAAUCGGUGUGAUGAGCUUGUUGUUACCGUCACUUCUGACCCUAACCCCAAUGGUUACCUGGAGAAUGCACAGCAGCCUGGGAGGAGCCUGAAAGAGUUCUCCUGCAGACAGCUUAAAGAUGGGCUCAUUUACUACAUCCAUAGAGGAGGCUCUGUGACUGGACUCACCCUACAGGUUUCAGAUGGGGAUCUGAUCAGUCAGUCAACCACUUUUAAACUUGCAGUCACACAGCCACAAAUGACCCUGGUGACCAACACCGGCCUCCUCAUCACUCAGGGCACAAACUCAUCCAUUGGAAUUCAGAAUCUAGCUGUGUUUACCACUCCCAGAACUGGAGAUGUCCUAUUCAAUGUUACACAGCCACUAAGAUUUGGAGAACUGCAGAUUAUUGCAGAUGAUGGUGUUCCAUACAGAGUGUCACAGUUUCAUCAAGCCGAUCUUGAGCAGAAUAGACUGAGAUACAUUACCACAAUUUUAGAUGAUCUGGAGGACACACAGACUGAGUACCUUUAUUUUAAUCUUCACCUUGGACAGCUUACUGUUCAAGACAAUACAUUCAUAAUUAAGAUCAUGCCUGCUCAGGUCAGAAUGGCUAAGAUUGUUCCUCUCAAAAUUACAGAAGGACAACCAAGGGUCAUUAGGCAAGUGGAGCUGGAGGCUAUAGUGAAGGGAAUGAAUACUGACUCAGGAUCAGUCAAUUAUAUUAUCUGGACGCGUCCAACACUCGGUGCCUUGAUGUUGCAGGGUAGGGAUCUGUCAGAUGGAGACAGCUUCACUCAACAAGAUAUUAAUACUGGACAUGUGAGUUACAGAACCACAAUCCGAAGGGCUGUUGAUGCUGAGGAUUAUCUUCAAUUUAAAGUAUUUGCAGAGGAUCAGUACUCUAGAUUGUAUACCUAUCCAAUAAGUAUUAAAGCUGACUCCAACAUCCCUUCUCUGACCAAUGAGAUAUUGGUAGUGCUGGAAGGUAAUGAAAACAUCUUAAAUAAAGAAUACCUUUGGACACAGUCUCCCAGCUCCACGGACUUUGUGUACAAAAUUUUACAAGACCCAAAGCAUGGCCAUCUCAUUAGGGACUCCCCUCCUGGAGUGGCCAAGGUUGAAGGUGCAGUACGAGUUUUCAGUAAUGAGGAUCCUCUGAAUAGGCUUAUCUACAAACAUGAUGGAUCAGAGAGUAGCCAUGACCAGUUCACCUUCAAAGUACUUAUAGAGGACAGAGGCAGUAGUGCACAAACUGAAGGACAGGAGGUCCUCAGAGAUAUAUUUAACAUAGCAAUUCAAUCUAGAAAUGAUCACAUACCCCAGAGGGUUAUAAAUAAACCCUUUAACAUAGUGAGAAAUGACCAGCGCUUGCUGACCACAGAUGACAUUCUGUUUAGGGAUGAUGAUUCUGACUUUAAUGACACCCACCUGGUAUAUGCUCGAGUGGGAAUUCUUUCAGGCAAAAUUGUGUCAUCCACGGACCCUUCACAACCUCUGUACCGUUUCACUCAAGCAGACUUGAGAGAUAGGAAAGUUCUGUUUGUCCAUCAUGGUGCCGAUCGUGAACGCUUCCAGCUUCAAGUGUCUGAUGGUUUUCACAAGACAACAGCCUUGCUCCAGGUGCAGGCAGGAGAGCCAUACCUCCAUGUGAUUAACAACACCAUGGUUGUCAUUGACCAUGGCAGCACCAAGACUAUUGACACCAGUCUUCUGGGCACAGAAUCCAACAUGGACAUUAGAAACACUGCAGAAAUUACAUAUGAUAUAACCUCUCCUCCUAGUGAUGGCAGGAUUAUAGUCAGUGGUAUUGAGGCUACUCGCUUUACUCAGGAGGACCUGAAGAAAGGUGUGGUGUCCUAUGAGCAUAGUGUUCAGAGCCUCAGAUCCAAAGACUCAUUUACCUUCACUGUGCAUGCAAAAGACAUGUCUGUGGAAGGGACUUUCAGAAUUAAGAUCUUCAAGCAAGGAUACCUGUCUGAACCUAGAGUUACCUACAACCAGGUGAUCAUUGCAUAUGAAGGAGAGCAUUCUGUCAUCAACCAGGACCAUUUGAGGGUGGAGCAGUCAGACAUCUUGCCUGCUGAGAUGGUCUUUAAUAUAAAGGAAGCACCACGUCUUGGCCACCUGGUCAGACUGACUAACAACUCAGAGACCACUGAGGCACCCAUGUUGGAUUACAUCCACUCCUUCACUCAGGAGGACGUGAACAAGGGAGUGGUCCUGUACGUGUCAGCCUCACUGCAGGGCAGGGACCUGUUCACCUUGGACGUGAGUAACGGCUUCACCACGGUGGAGGACCUGCAGGUGCAGGUGGAUAUCGUUCCUCGGAUCAUCCCUGUCCAGGCGGUCAACAUCACGCUGAGGGAAGGCGGAGUCUUGGCACUCAGUGAGGAGGUGCUCAACAUCACGCACCCUUUCUACAGGUCCAUCAGUGUGGAGUUCAUCGUAGAGGAGGCACCUCAACAUGGAGACCUCAGAUAUCUGGAUAGGGAUGAAGCUGGGCUUGUCACCUUCACCUGGGAAGAUGUGCAACAUGGUGUGAUCUUCUACCUUCACGACAGCACGGAGACCACAGAGGACAGUUUCACAGUGUCCGCUUCAGCCUUCGAGAUCAACCGGCGCAGCUUCCCCAUGACCAUUGUCAUCACUGUGGUCCCCGUUAAUGACGAGCCACCAUGGCUACAGCAGAAUGCCGGCCUGGAGGUUCUUGUUGGUGAAGAAUCAGAAAUCACGAGCGCAACACUGAGCACAGAAGAUUUGGAUACCCCUCCAGAAGAAUUGGUUUAUACCAUAGAGGCACCGACCAAUGGAAUCGUUGCUCUUAAAGAUUCACCUGAUGACAGCAUUGACAGUUUCUCCCAAGCACAGAUCAACAGCGGCGAUGUUAUUUUCAUCCAUCAAGGAUCUGAAUCUGGUGGUUUCAGCUUUACAGUGACGGACGGGGACCACACCUCUCCUCUCCACCACUUUGUCAUCACUGCCAGACAGCUCAGCAUCUCUGUUGAAGCGCAUGGCGAGCUUUUGGUUUUCCCAGGCACCAGACAGGUGAUCAGUGGGGAUGUCCUGCGAGCAGUGACCAGUGAGGAUGGAGAUGAAAUCAGCUACUCUCUUAUGAGGCCUCCACGCCUUGGACGUCUCAUUAAACCCAACCACAGUGGACAGUUUGAAGAAAUUACAAAUUUCACACAAACUGAGCUGGAUGCUCAUGCUGUGUAUUAUGAGCACCAGAUGCCCUCGGAGCCCUUCUGGUUAGUGAAAGACACCGUCGAGCUCAAGCUCUCAGCUCCACCAGCAGCACAGCUUCUCCACACACUCCCUGUGAUCGUGUCAUACUACACUGCCAACCACAACGUGUCUUCACAGCUGUGGAAGAACAAAGGUAUGUCAGUGGUGCAGGGUCAGUCUAAAGUUAUCGACAGCUCUAUUCUGGAUGCAUCUAACCUGCUGGGGAGUUUGCCAAAGGAGAAGCAAGCAGGGCAGGACAUCGUUUUUGAGGUGCAGCAGUUCCCCAUGCAUGGCCGGCUCAUGCUGGGGGCCACUCAUCUUACCCGAGAUGCCCCCUACUUCCAGCAAGAGGACAUUAGAAGAGGGGAGCUGGAGUACUACCACGAUGACUCGGGGGCGCCCUCAGACAGCUUCUCUUUCCGCGUGCGCCUAAACCCCAGUGGGCGCUCACCUCAGGCCGCGCCAGGAGCCGUGGUGCUGGAGGAGAUAUUAUUGAUCUCCAUCAGACGACGAGACUCCAGCCCUCCAGAGCUGGUCAGCCUAGACCUGCUGCUUGAGGCCCUACAGGGCUCCACCACCGUGCUGUCAAAGCAGUACCUCAACACCAUCGACCAAGACAGCGGGCCAGAUGAGGUGACAUUUACCAUCUCGAAGAGCCCCACCAAUGGUUAUGUGAUUUAUAUGGACACUGGGAACAGGAUCCAGCAGUUCACGCAGGAGGAUGUGAACAUGGCCCGGGUAGCAUUCAUAAGUGAUGGCAGCUUGUCCGAUGGCUUCAUGGAGUUCACUGUCUCUGACGGGAAGCAUCGCACUGAGCCGCAUACAUUGCACAUUGGCAUCCUGGCAAAGAAGCUUGUGCUGAGCAAAGUGCAGGAGAUCCAUGUGAAGCAAGGAGAUGAUGAAACACCAAUCACAGAGGGCAUGUUGAAAGCUUCUACAGGAGGGCCCAUAGAGGAGGACGUGCUUUAUAAGAUCACAAAUGUCCCUAUGUAUGCAACAGUGAUGGUGGACAGGCAGCCAACCUCUGCCUUCACCCAAAAGCAGAUCAAGGAGGGCAGGGUGAGUGUCCGCUUUGUCAAGUCCACUUCCUCUAAUGACACCUUUGCUUUUGUGGCCCGAAGCAGAGCUGCUAAUGUUUCCUUUGCUCUCAACAUCACUGUAAAGCCUUUAGCAAAUGUUGCCAAGAAUCCACUGCUACCACAAGGUGCUACAGUCCUGGUUGACAGAAAGCUUUUAGAUGCCACCCCACUUGCCAACAAAACCAGAACAUCUCCAACCUUCAGCGUGACCCAGCAACCAAGAGGAGCGAGAUUCGUGAGGAGAGGAGGGGCGGCAGAAGGCCAGCUUGUCAAGUCCUUCACACAGAGAGACCUGGAUGAGGGACGGGUAGCUCUAGAGGUUCUGAAUACCACCCAGGGUCCAAGGGGCAAAGGGCAAGAUCAGGAUCAGAGCCAGGAUGAGGCUCGCUUCCUCCUCAGAGCACCUGGAGUUCUUCCUGCAGAGUGUAUUCUCUCGUUUAAGACAGCUCCCUAUGACCCUGCAGUGGUCUACAAUGCCACAAUCCUAAAAGUUCCCCCUGCUGAGUCUAGCAAUGAGAAGAGUAAGGCUGACCAGCCUGACUCCAUGGGGAGAGGAGACGGGGAAUGGCCAUAUGGAAUGGGCCCUACCACAGCCUCCACUGGCUCUCACAGGUCUCCUGUUUAUAGGCGAAACUCUCUAUGGGCUGUUCUUAUCCCCAUCUUAGUCAUCCUCGCUCUACUGCUCCUGGCUGGUCUACUGGUGUACUAUUUGGUGAGACGUAACAAGACAGGGAAGCACAAUGUCCAGACAGCAGCCGCCAAACCGAAGAAUGGAGAGGUAAGCCAGGAAACCUUCCGGAAAACGGAUCCAGCCAACAAUAUCCCCAUGUCAAACAUGGAAUCCAAAGAGGCAGAUCCUGAAUUACUGCAACACUGUCGGACAACAAACCCAGUCCUGAAAAAAAACCAGUACUGGGUAUGAGAGAGACAGAAAUUAGAACUCUCUUUUGUCAUAUUCUUUUGAUGAUGAGUGUAUAUUGGCAUUCGUACACACAGGACUUUGAGAAUGUGUAUGGGAGCUUCUUCACAUCAUUCCUAAUAGUGUUAUAAAGGUCUUUAGCCAUACUAGUGUUCUAGGAGAAUAUCAACAUUGUGGCAAAUAAUUGUGCUUUUCUUCCCUUCAUUGUGAUGCAGGCAGUGCAUGUAGACACAUCUCCCAUAAACUGGGUUUUCAGGGUUUUCUACAUUAGUAGAUCAUCUUUAUAGUGACAAUGAAGAAGAUCUUUAUAGUGAAGAUUGCAUCACCUCACAAAUGUAAGCUAUACUUAUGUUUGUUUUUUCUCACUUUUUCAAACACCUAACCCUCAGUGGAGCAACAAAUGGUAAUUAGUGGAAAAUGAGGUGCAGUUUUUUCUGGUAGCUCUGUUUUGUUUGGUCACACAAAUCUGAUAUCAAAACUGAUAUUUUUUAUCUGGUCAGCUACAAUUAAUAUGAUCUCGCAAUUAUAAAUUCAUAAGAACUUGCAUAAAAUACCUGUAUUAAACAUGCAGUUAGGGCUAGUGUCUACUUGUGCUUAUGUAUCUAUUCCAGUGACUUAACUCAUACAGAAUUAAAUCUCUCUUGCUCAUUGAAAUUUUUAUAUAUUUUUGAUGUGAUUACUCUCAGUAAAUCAUGAGGUUAUUUGCAAAAAUGCUGAAGUUGUCCUUCAGUCAAAGCACAGUUUGUCAGAAAUAUUUGUGUAGUGAUCUUCAAAUAGUUGGAGAAAUUAUGCAAUUCAUCUGAUCUAGACUUUAAAUAAUUUUCCUAACUUUUGAUUUAAUUUUUGGACAUGAACAUAGCCUUAUAUGUUUGAAAAAAAACUUUUUUUAAUCGUUAACAGAUUUUUGCCAUAAAAUAAUUUGUAGUUUUGUUUAUAUUAACUUAGAAAAUAAUAAUACAUUUUAGAGUUUUAUAUAAAUUAUGUGCUUUUGUCCUCAUCAUGCCCACAGUAUUUUUGUGAAAUAAAUUAAAUAGUUUUGUAAAGUCAUUUGAUUCUCAGCCAUAUUAACUAAAUUCAUAUUAGAUUGUGUCAUGAUUAAAAAGCAAAAAAUUUCAAUAUAUGUUUCGGGGGAGAUAUAUAUAUUCUUCAGAUAUGAUAUUGUUGUAAUAUUUAAUCUGCAGCACAUUGUACUAUAAUCCCCUCUGUGCUUCUGUCGUGUGGCUGACCCAUCUGAGAUUUUCUACAUAUAUCCACUGGACUGACUUAAGGCACUGAACAAUUUCGUGAAGUAUACAUUACUGAAGCCACAGACAGAAAGUGAGUCAGCACUGUCUGUGUUAACUACAUCCCUCUUGGCUGUCAGGAAGCUGAAGUUGAGGUCAUUAUUCUCAAUUACUGGUUUUAUUUCCACAAGUGAAAUGGAGCUCUUUGGAAAAUUAGUGUUCAAAUCCCACUUCUAGAGAAAAUGCAUUUAUAUCUUUAGACACAGGAAAAUAUGUGACAUUGGUAAUAAGAAUCCUGCGGCAGUGUAUUUCAAGAGGGUGUAAAAUGUAUAAAUGUGUGUUUUAUAAUUUUAACAUUACCAGUCAUGAUACAUUCCUGGUCCCUGAGGUCGUGUCUGAGUUCUGAUCCAACUUAGAUGGUUCUGUCAAGUGACUUUGCUUUUUUCUCAACUGUGCUUGGAGACUUCCACUUUCCUGAUGAUUUAUUUUGUAAAAUAUAUCACUUCCAUGUAUACAUUUUAGAGAGCAUCUCAGCCAGAAAUGUAGGCGUGGAGGUCUCUGUCUGCCCAGUGGACUUGCUUUACCCUGAACCACCUCAAUAACUUCAGUAGUAGUAAUCAGUAGUAAAUUGACCCAUGGAUUAUACAUUUAUACAUUCUCAAAUCAUUUUCAUUAGGUGGUAUAGAUUUUUCUGUCAUAUUUUUAUCAUAUUCAUCAUAAGAUAAUGUUGAAGAAUGUUAGGUAUGAAGACGAUAUUGAAUGGAAGUUUUCCAAAUAUAUAUAGAAAAAUAUUUAUCAUUUCAGGUUUUCUUUGAUAAAGGUUGUGAAAUUAAGGACAGUUUAUUCUGAGGAUAAUGUCCUAUUACUUCUAUGCAUUUGGUUCAUUGGGAGACAGUUAUGCUUUCCUCCUUUUUAACUGUAAGAUUUCACAUGUACAUACAUUGGUCCAGAAAUUGUUUUCAUUAUUAAAGCAGAAUCAAACUAUUAUAAUUUAAUUUCUUUUUAACAUGGCAUUUGGGGCUAGACCAAUAGGGACUAUUCCUUUUUUUGAGAGAAAUUAGUAGAAAUUAUUAGAUUUUUUUCUGUCCAAGUUCAUUGCAUUCUGUAAGGAAUUUUAAAGUUGCUAGUGUCUCCAAUAAGUGUUGAUGCACCUCACUUUAAAAACAAUAAUUUGCUGAUUGGAACAUUAGAUAUAAUUUAAUUACACACUAUAAAAUAACUCAGGAUUUAGGUUUAUAAAUUUUGUUCAUUCUUUAAAAAGUGGAACUGAACAAUCUCUAUACCCAAACAAAGAUACCAGAUUUUGUUUUCAUGUUUGUUUGUUUGUUUUGUGUCUGUUGUGAUAUUAUUUUUGUUUGUUUGUUUUGGUAUUGUUUUUGGAUAACAUUAACUCUUAAAGAACAUGUUUUUCCCAGGCUGGCUAAACUUGGACAAAUUUGUGUUCUGCACUUGCGUCUAGUGCACUCCAGCUUGAGUGUGGUAUGUAUUACUUAUUUACCAAUUAAGCAGAUUGAUCUAUUGAUCUAGUUUCAUUUUAGGCUUUAUGUACUUUUACAUUUGUUUUCCAAAAUGUUUUGAAAAAUGACAGACAUUUGCAUCCUUUGCAAAAAAAAUAAUUAAUUACAUCCAUUAAAAACUAAAAUAAAUAAAAAAGAUUUUAUGGAAAUUAUUGCCAUGACCUUUUGUAAACUUUUGAAUAACAUGAUAAUUCCUUA